Rotaria sp. Silwood1 is the source of this 927-nucleotide messenger RNA. NCBI's taxonomy places the organism in Eukaryota, Metazoa, Rotifera, Eurotatoria, Philodinida, Philodinidae. The record is from the annotation of a GenBank genome assembly.
AUGUCGAAUACAAAUAUAUCUUCAUCAUUUUUGGCAACAAUUGAAAUUGUUACAAUUCAAAUGACAUAUUAUGGACCAAUUAUUCUUUUAACUGUUGGAAUAUUUGGUUGUUUAUGUAAUUUUCUAACAUUUACAUCACGACAAUUACGUGAAAAUUCUUGUGCAUUUUACUUUCUUUGUUCAGCUAUAUUUGAAUUUUUAUCCAUUACAUUUGGACUUAGUACUCGUUUAGCUGCUGAUCAUUUUGAUUAUGAUUUACAAAAUAGCAAUCGAAUAUUUUGUAAAUUUCGUGCAUAUUAUGUUUCCAGUAUACCAUUAAUUGCCACUUAUUUUAUAUUAUUAUCAGCUAUUGAUCGAUAUAUGUCAUCAUCAACUGAUGUUUAUUUACGUUCAUUUAGUAAAAUAAAAGUAGCUUAUCGUAAUGUUAUAAUAUUUAUUAUUAUUGGUUUAAUAUCUUGUUCUCAUAUUCUUAUUUUAUAUGAUCUUCGACCAAAAUGUGCAACUUCAACUGGUAUUUAUGCUAUAUUUGAUAGUAUAUUUGUUGUAUUAUGGCUUGGAGUUAUUCCCCAUGUCUUAAUGUUAACAUUUGGUUUUCUUACUUUAACAAAUAUAAGACGAACGAGACAACGAAGAAUAGUUAAAUCACAAAUGAUGUUAGUUCAAAUUGGUCUAAGUUCAAUAUUAAGUUUAACUCGAAUGAUUUAUUAUACAUAUUAUAUUCAUGGACCAUUAUUUACUGGUGAUCAUAAAGUGAUAGGAUCAUUUUUAAUGUCAUUGACUACACUUCUCUAUUAUACUAAUUAUGUAAAAUCAUUCUAUAUUUAUACAUUAACAAGUCAGUUAUUUCGAUCAAUUUUUAUACAAAGAAUACAUUCUUGUAUUCAGAAAAGAUUCGAAUCGAAUACUUCAAUAAUAAUGAUUGUUUAA